Chara braunii is the source of this 10172-nucleotide messenger RNA. Lineage: Eukaryota; Viridiplantae; Streptophyta; Charophyceae; Charales; Characeae. The record is from the annotation of a GenBank genome assembly.
GUGUCUUUGGUCAGGCGCAGGAGGUCAGACGGCAACGAGAGUGCUAAAUGGCGUGGUGUCUAACGCUGUUGGUUCCCUGCUCUCACUCGGACACAGAGCAAGAGGCACGAGGCGAGGUUGAUCCUGAUGGCCGGAACGGUGGUAAAAGCCGUCAUCACCGAAGAAGCAGUCGUGAAAACCGGGCCGAUGGUGGUCGGCCUGGAAGACACCAACGGAGGUCGCGUACAGGAUGCGGAUGCAGCAGUGGUUGUCGCCGAAGGUCCCAUGGUGGUAGGGAGAGCAGAAAUGGUCCUGAGAGGGCGAGGGAAGGGGCCGCUGAGUGCGGUCGAGGUGAUAGUGUUGUCCAAGGGCCUGAGAGUGGCUCAGGCAUUGAAGCGCGAGGAGGAGGAAGGUGGUGUGUGUGGCAGUGCAGUUGUACAACUUGCACCUGUGCUACGGCUGGAGAUGAUAGGAGGGAGGCAGGACGACAUGAUGGGGACUUGGACGAGCUGCGCAGGAGGGUGCAGGGUGAUGCCAAUGGCAGGGCUCAGAGGGCAGGCUCUUAUGGUGAGGAGAUUGAGGAGGAGUACGAGUACAAUCAGAAGAUGGACAAAAAAUCGCGGGUGGCUAGGGAAACCCGGGAGCGUCAGUUCGCCAUCCAAUUAGAUGAGUUGAAAAGUGUUAAGCUCAGAAGAGUAAGAAGGCCUUCCCUGGAGGAUGUCCGUUCCGUGGAGGGCGACAAAAAGCAGCCGAACGAGGACGGGGUGGGGGAGGAGCGUGUGACUGCAGCUGCGGCUGUGUCCGAGGGGGAAGAAGAAGGACUAGGAGAGCAACUGGAGAAAGUUCUGAGAGUCGAACAGGAGGGCGACGGCACAGGUGCAUCUUCGAUGAGCAAGCGGACGAGAGAUGGACGUCAUUACAUUAGCGGUACCUCUCUUAUCCCGUUUAGCCAGUCGGACUCUUUGUCCGUAUCCCCCCUGUAUGGAGAUGAUGAGGACACAGUAGCAAGCAGUACGUCUGUCGAAGAGGUGAGUUGGAGGGUGAAAUCUGAGGUUCGUCGGGGCAAGGGUGAUUGGAGCUUCUCUGGCGCAAUCAGCCCACCAAUGUCCCGACCUGAUGUGGCCGGGAAGGCCUCUCCUUUAUCGAGAGCUGGCAGUGAAUCUGGGCAGGGUGCAAUGAAGUCAGAGGAUGGGGAAGGCUCACUUAGAGGAUACGAGAUAUCUCCUCAGGGACAAAGGGCUUGGGAGCGUGUGUCGGCAUGGAUGCAGAAGGAGGAUGGGGAGGCCAGUGGUGAAGUGUGUCAGGACGACGAAGAUGAAGCACCAGCAGCUGGAUGCGUAGGAGAGAAAUGGAGCCAUCGAAGUCGUGGCAGCUCUGUAAGAGUUGAAGUGAUCGAGGAGGGCGGAGAGGAGGAGAGUGAACCGCAGGAGAGAGGUUUGGUGCCUCAGCCUGAGAACUUGGGCUAUGGGCUCUCCAGUAGUGGGAUGGAGGCAUGGAAAAGAGUUUCAUCAUGGAUGAGCAGGGAGAAAAGGCCGUCGUUGACAGGUGAUAAGUUGAAUCACACACAGGUGGAGGGAGUAGAGAACCUAAAGACCUUCGACGUGGAGUCAGAUCUUGGUGAUCGACCAGUUGGUGAGGACAGGUCGGGGAUAGGAGUGGGGAUAGGGAAAGGCCAUCACUACAGUGGUGCUUUCAACACGAGGGAAAGGGGUGACAAGGGGGAUGAUGGCUCCCAGGAGGUCCCCGGGACUGCUUCCAUCCCAGGGAUGUCAGGAUUGAAAAAGGAAAAGCAGGGUCCUGUCGAGUUAGGGACUGGAAAGCCCUAUCGUGAUCACCAUGAUAAUAGUGCGGCAAGGAUGGGCUGCAUGGAGGUUGCCGAAGGGGAACGCGAUUCCUUGGAAGGUGAAGGGAAUAGAAAGAUUGCUCCGGGGAGGGAAGGGGUUAGGGGGGAAGGGAGCACUAUUAGAAAAGAGCAGGGAGCAGAGCGAACAAAGGGGGAUGAGAAGGAGUCUGGGGCAGUGAUAGCUAAGAAAACUGUGGAUCGACGACGCGUCAAACAGGGCCCUCGGCAUUCUUCCUUGUUGCAGGAGAAGCAGCAGGAGGGGGUGGGGAGGGGUUGGGGCAGUCUUUUCUCUUCAAGUCUUUUCUUGAAGGCGGCAGAAAAGACGGGUGCUGACUGGGUUGGGAGGAGAUCCAGUCCUGGGCAGAGUGGGGUGGGAAAGAUCAGAAGCCCCUCUAGGGCAGGGUUUGGCGGGGGCAAAAAGGGGAAGCAUAGCCCUGCUCAUCCUUCUUCAAGGGAGAAGCACCGCCAUUCGAAAGGGGGGAUCAUUGGCUCCCCACUGAGAAGGGAGGGUGGUAAGCGGACUAGUGCAGAGGGUGAUCAGGCUGAGAUUGGUGACAAGGAUGAGGAUCGUGAGGGUGGUGUUUAUCGUAAUGCAAGGAAUGACGACAAGGGGUCGCGGCAAUCAUGGGCUAGCGCAAGAAGUCACACAGAAUCGUGGGAGGGAAGGAGGCGUGAGAUGUCGGACAUAGAUGCUCCCAUUGCUGGGGGUUCUUCGAAGGGGUACCUGGAUGCAGAUAAAGGAGAGACGGAAUGGUCGAGUGCAGAAGAGGUAGAGUCUGCUACGGUCUUUGAGGCCGAGUUGCAUAAGGCGGUCAGGGCCAGGGAAUUGAGGAGACUCUCAAAGGUUGAAGGGGAAGGGGAUAGUGAGAAGGAGGAAGACAAGAGAGCCCAGGGAUCUCCAGUCCUGGGAACAGUCUCGGAGGGCCACAGAAAAGAUGUUGGAUCACAGACGCUGCAAUCUCCUUUGGGCCAGAUGAAGAAUGACUAUGAUGUGGAAUCAGGGAACGAGUACGGGGAGCAGCAGGGGGAGCGAAAGGAAGAGCAUGCAGUGCGAAUUCAAUCUGCCUGGAGAGGCUACGCGACAGAUAUGAGGGAAGGUUGUCGACUGUCAUUGUAUAUGUUUUAUCAGCGUUCCUGUGGUUACCACUGUGAUAUGCUACUGCUUUGUCAAGAGAGACGGUUCUCGUCAUCAUCGCUCAACCCAUCUUGUCGCUUGGAACUUCUGGCUGCCUGGCAUCACUCCCUCAAGCAGGCCGUCGCAGGGGGGCACAAGUUCAUGCUAGAAACCUGCACUGUCAGCCAGUCUAGGGGAUACCAGGUGCGAAGAGCCUACGAGCGGCAGCUAUACCUCCUAGAAAGAUUCCAGGCACAUGUCAGAGGUUACUUGACGCGGAAGAAGCAUGAUCCAAUGAAUCGUAGAUCGGGGGCGCAGAGGUCAAGGGCUCGAGCAAAGGCAUCAAAGCUCAAUGACCAGAGGGUGCAAACGGUCAGGAGGGAAAUUCAAUGCAAUGAGGAUGCCAAUGAGGCGGGAAACGGUACUCUUCCCGGAGAAGUGGAUUGCGGACACGGGAAUGAGAACGUGAUAAACACUGGGAAGGAGAAUGCAGUAACUGAUCCUUGCCGCGCAGUCAAAGUGGGGGGCUGGUCAUCCAGAGCAAGCUGUGAACUGGUUGUCUGUCACCGAAUCGAUUGGCAAAGGGAUGCCGCACGUUUUCAUGAGGCUGCCCUCGCUCGCGCGCGGUUGAGACAAGCUUUGACCAGCCAGAAGAGGGAUUUGAAGGCGGCAUCCGCCGAGUGUGUUCCAUUGGUUGCGUAUGGGAACAAGGAGCACGGCUCCCGGACUACCUGUCGAACCACCUGGUCUGCCAUGAGUGAGGCUCAGUGGUUUUUCAGCGCUUCAGAGGGCGGCGAGAACUCUUUUCAGUUCAUGAGUGCCUCUGAGGAAUGCGAGACUCGCUCUGUUGCCUACUUUAGUGCUGUUGAAGGUGGAGGAGUGAGUUCAUCUUCCAGAUUCCUUAGUGCCUCAGAAGGAGGUGACGGUACAUCCUAUCGGAGUUUUAGGACUUCUCCUUUCGACACCUCAUCUUUUAAGAGUUUGGGAACUUCUCCUUUCGAUACAUCAUUCAGUUCGUGGAGUAGUCGGUUGAACCACAUGAGGGGUUCAUCGGGGUCAAGGAGUCGCCUCGGUUCCUAUCAUUACCGCUAUCGCACAGGUAUGAGGAGAACAUGUGUCCAUAGCAGUGAUGACAGGGAAGAAACUCAAAGUAGGACAAGUUACUGGUCUAAAAGCGAUGUAUACUUCUCGGCAUCUGAAGGAGGAGGAGGAAGAGGAGGAGGAGGAGGAGGAGGAGGAGGAGGAGGGGGAGGAGGAGAGUACGGCUCUUCCAAUGAAGCUGAUAUUGUCAAUGAUAAGGGAAGGCGAGGCAGAGAAUAUGAAGGUGGUGAAGCUUUCGUCGGUGGUCCCGACCAUCAGCUUGAUGAUGAGAGAUUGUUGCAACUGCAGGUGCGAGAGAAAUAUGGUUUCCGUUUCCAGUCGCUCUCUCAAAGAACUAAUGGUAGUCCUCUUCGACAUGGCUCCUUGGAAGAGCGUAAGGAGAUAUCCCCUGUUCGUGGCGCAGAUGCUGGGAUGAUUUGCGGGAAGAGGAGCAGCAGAAAUGGAGAGAAUAGUACCAAAUUAUCGCGGAAUCAAAGCACGUCCCCUUCCAGUGCUAAUGCCCCCCCGUCUAAGGAACACCUCGGUGGUCGACUGACUGAGUGCGAUCGUUGGCGGCAUAACCGGCUGGCGAACCGUCAUAGUAUGUUGCAAGACCAUGGACGUUGCUCAGGCUUGGGAUCAACAGAGUAUGAUGCCAUUCCACGCAGAGAAGCAGAGUUGGUGGUCCAGGCUGUUGGUCAAGCCAUGCAUAACAGCUGCGAUUCUGAGACGGAGGUUUGGGAAUCGUGUUCCAGUGCAGCAACUCAUUGGGGAUGGAGUACAACUCCCUCAAGACAGCCUGCGCGUGGGCAGGAUCAGGACCCCAAUAUGAGCUCAGGGUCUAGUCCUCGAGCAGCUCGACUACCCAGUGGUGGGCAAGAUGAAGGAGAAGUAUGGCAGGUUCGAGUGCGGACCAAAAAGGUUAGAGGAAGGGGGAGAGGGAAGAAGAGAGGGGAGCGAACUGACGAAAAAGUUAAGAAGAAAAAGAAGGCGACAGCUAUGGUGGAUCGAAAAGAAGCACUCAGUCUCGUGAAGAAGAUCGUUGCCAGUGUAGAGGGAAGCGUUCUGGGUAGGGGUGGUGAGCAGAAGAGAAGAAAGCAGUUAUUGCGAAGGAAAUGGAAAGUGGUGGACCAUACAGAGGGGAGGCAGAAAAUAGUCAAAGGAACAGAAAGGCAGGGACAGGAUGGUGAUGAAGCAGGAAAGCAUAUAGUAAGGCAUUCACUGCAAGGGAGAGCCUCAGGGGUGGAUGCUGAGCAAGCCCAGCAGGGAAGAAGAAAAGGGAGAGAGCGCAUCACGCGGAGAGUUGCAGCAAGCUUGCAAUGGAAAUGGAAAGAUGAGAUAGAUGAGGAGGCGGCAGCUGAAGUGAAUGCGGACAAGCACAUCGGUGGUGAAGAUGCUCGAGACAUUAGAAGCAAACAUAGUCUGGAUGACAUUGACGAUGAUGAUGAUGAUGAUGAUGAUGAUGAUGAUGAUGGCGAUGAUAAGCUGGAGCAGGUCAUGCAUCAAUGCCACAAAGACUUGUCAAACUGUCAGGCUCAUUCUGAAGAUGCGGGGAGUGAUACGCUUGGUUUGCACAUUAUGCAAAGAUGGGAAUUAGAAUCUCUAGAUGGAGCAUCAUGGGAGGAGGAAGAGGGGGAGGAGGGGUCUGAGGCGUUCGGAUGGAAGGGAACUACAGGAAACACAGCUGACCAGGAUGAUGAUAUACAAUCGGGAUCUGGAGGCGGUGACGAGUCCCCUCUUGGGGGGGCUUGGAGAGAACUGAGGAUGGUCAUUGAGUUAAGGAGACAUGUGCGCAAGGUUGUGGAGGAGAGAGAGAGGGCACAACAGCUGGAAGAGGAGAGUCGAGCGUUAGAAAGAGAGAGAGAGCUGGAGGAACUGGCCCGGAUGACGACAGAUCUCGAUACUGCGAGUGAAGACACAAGGAGAAGUAGGAGGACGGAGAAUAGGACUAGCAGUAGCAGUUGCAGAUGCAGCUGGAGGAGCGAGGGAGAAGAAGAGGGUGCAAAGACUGGGCUUGGCGGAAUUUCUCGUGCAGAGAACCGGGCGGCCAAUCUAAAGAUUGAGCAAGGACAGGUAAGCAACCCAAUCCCUGGGAACCUAGAGGGGAUGGUCAUGAAGAGCACAGACACUUCAUCUAGUAAGUUCUCCAAUUUCCGCGACGAGCAUGUGGCUGCCUUGUCAGACGCAAAUGAUUCACAGCUACCACAACAGAAAUUGGAAUCAGAAUCCGUCGCAGAAGGAAAAGAAGAAGAGGACAAAAUUGUAGAGCUAGUAGUGGUCCCAGAAGCAGCAGCAGCAGCAGCAGCAGGAGUAAACAAAGAAGAAGAAGAAGAAGAAGAAGAAGAAGAAGAAGAAGAAGAAGAAGAAGAAAGUAUAGGAAGAGUAAGAGUGGAGCUAGGUGAAUGCAAAGAGGAAGUAGCAUACAGAGAUGUGUGGGCAAAGCACUUAGAUACAGAACCUGUAGUUCUUCAAGAGACAUCACCAGCAUCAACAGCAACAGCUGCAACGAGGGAAGACGAAGAUAUCAUGGAGAAAGUAGUUGUAGUUGGAGCAGAGGAAGGUGGGGAACCCGAUACAGAAAGUACAGAGAGAUGUGUGCAGGACGAAAAUCUCAUGGACAACGAACCUGACGUUGUUCAGCAGUCAUGGCAACUAGACGACUGUCUUCGGAAGAUGAAAGGGUUAGAAAGGGGGGCAAAAGAUAAAGAAGGCCGCCGCUUUGUAAAUGUGACGUUAUUGGGUAUACAAACUGGGGAGGAGGAUGCAGAAGAAUGGGGUUAUGUUCAGGACAACUCAGUCAGACAAGCAAUAGCAGCCCAAGCUGAACUUGCGGGGCCAGCAGGAGAGAGAGAGAGAGGAGGAGAGAGAGGAGAGGUGACGGAAGAGAGGAAAGAAGGUGAACCUUGCAAGAGUGUGGCUAUGGACAUCAGAGUACAGGCAGAACCAGCUCACUCUUACUGUGGUGCCCCCAACUUCUUUGGCUCCAGCGACAAUAUCUGCCGGGAUGCCAUGAUAGUGGCAUGCCAUACGGAGCAAGAGGAGCGGGUUAGGCGGCAAUCAAGGGCUGGGGACCAAAACGGUAAUGAGGAGAAGAGCCUCCAGCAAAUUCAGAAGUUGGACGAAGAUAUUCAUGUGGAGCAGGGAGAGGACGUGCACAUUGCGGAGCAUGCUGUGAAGACUUUCAGUGACAGUUUUAGCGGGAGGGCUGAGUGCGCAGGGGCUGCGGAACGGAAUGAUAACGAGGAGAAGAGUCUCCCACAAAACCGGAACUUGGACGGAGGUCAUGUGGAGCAGCAGGGAGACGACAUGCGCAUGGAAGAGCAUGACGUUGAGACUCUCAGGGACAGUUUUGGUGGGAUGGUUGAGUGCUUCCCAAAAUGGGCGAGAGGGGGGAUGACGAACAUCUCAGGCACUUCUUUGGGAGAGGAUGGCACUGAGUCACCUUCAUCUUCAUCGGAAUCUGGAGCACUCUUACGGAGAGGGUUGACGGUGAAGAUGCGGACGUUAGAACAAGUCGGCGCUUCAAUCCCAGUGCACAUGCGAGCAAUGGAGGAGCAUGACUCUCACACCACGCGCUCGGAGGAAGACCAGACUGACUUGGGCUCAGAUGGAAGCUGCGUGCAAGUGGAUCCCACAAUGAAAAAACGUGUUUUUAAUCCUCUUUCCAACUGCAUGAUGGUAUCUGGGAAGGCGGUGGCGGCAGAAGGCACCCAGCGCCUCCGACUGACAGGUGUGUUUUCGGCUAACGGGAACCGAAAACCGAGAGGAGCCGUACUCCGAGCACAAGAGGAGGAAGAAGAAAGUGUUGGUGAAGAAUGUGGUGGAGCCCAGCAAGGAGGAGGAGGAAAAGGAGGAGGAAGAGGAGGGGGAUGCAGAGGAAACGUCGUCGAAGUAAGAGAAUAUGAAAGGCAGAGUAGAAUGAGGCAGGCCAGCUUCGAGGUAGCAGUAAUAAGAAGUGGGUUUCAAAGUGAUCAGAGUCAAGGAGGUGAGAAAGUUUGUCGAGGAGAUAAAGAGGAUGCCGUGAAAUGUACAGCGCAGGAUGUUGAAAGCGACAGAAGGGAUGGGAAGUUGAACGAAGUGAUGAAGAACUUCCACGAAGAGGAACACCGGUACGAGAAGACUCAGAAGAGAGAAUUCACAUUUGACUGUGACAGUCAGUUUACGAAACGAUCAUCCGAAUCAGAAAAGCUUAACCAUCAGCAAGUUGUUUUCAAGGGAUCUCACGGGGAAAUCACCGAGUCCAUAGAGAACUUCACGAGAUGGGCUGUUGAUGUGACAGAAGAGCAGGAUUGUCAUGGACAGCGUAGACGGACAAUUGCUGAAUCGCGUAGAUUUCAGUCUUGGCUCACCUACGAACUCGGAGAGCGAUGGAAAUACGUCAACUUUAGUAGAGUCAGUGUGCCCCUUCUGCUCAAGGAGAUGGUGAAGGAGUAUGAAGAGAUGAAUAGCUCUCACCAGACUUGGAGCAAUCAAAUGCGUGCAGCCAGAGAAGAGUGGGCCAAGAUCCGAGGUGCUGACGAGGAUAUGGAGGCUUGGCUCAGAGAGUCACGUCUCCUUCAAGCUGCAGAACGUUCAGGCACUUGACGCCUUCUCUACCUUUUCCUUUCUUUACACCCAUGCCUCCCUUUCUCCUGUCUCUUAUACACAUCUAGAUGUGUAUAAGAGACAGGAGAGAGACAGACAGACAGACAGACAGACAGACAGACAGACAGACAGAUGCACAGACGAACAGACAGAGGGAGAGACAGAGGAAGAGAGAAGGGGAGGGAGACUCAAGCUCCACUCCAGGUGUCAAGCUGGAGACCGUGGCAGGGAGCGGCAGGAGGUAUUUUUUUAUUGGGCUUCAAGGGCUUGUCAACGAGCUGUGCGCGGGCCCCACUGCUGCAGAGUAUGUAUGGAUUCACCGUACCAUUAUUAACGAUGUGGGUGGCCAAUUUUCUAGACAAGGGCUUUUUACCAAAUGUCACACCGAAACAUUACAGCUCUCAUCACCUUUUGCAUAGAAGGAUAAAUCCGUAAAUUACUAAAUUAGUAAAUUGGCUUAUAACUUGUGUGACAUUACAGCUCAUCAACUUAAAGUUUUGCAUAUAAGCCUUAGGGUAAAUUCGUAAACUGGCAUAUAACUUAAAAGUGGCAUUACAUCUCAUCAGAAUUUGCGUACAAGGAUAAAUCCGUAAACUGGCCUCUAACUUGAUAUAAGGAUAAAUCCGUCGACUGGCAUAUAAGGAUAUGUCCGUCAACUGGCAUUGACAUGAUUCCUUUGACGAAAGCAUGACAUUGUCCGUUUCGGCUCUGUCGCGCACGGAACGACAUGGGGCAAGUUCCCACUAGCACCUCUGCGCCUCUUUUUGCGGAGGCAAGUUCCCUCUGGUUUGGCAAGCUUUGUCGGUACGCCAGCGCGACGGUUGUUUUUUCUUUCGCCAGGCACGGCCAGCUCCAUUUUGGUCCAGUAGUCCCACGCGGAGGACAUGUUCGGAUUGGCUUCAUUUCGAUUCUCAAGUUUUCGCCUCGGCGAGGUACCGGUGGUUAAGCCUGACAACCAUCUGAUCGGCGAGCAUGUACCAUAGGGUUCGAAAACACUAUUUUCUUCACACGAAUACAACGCCCGGUCGUAAUAGCUGUAUUUAGGGCACCUUAAAGUCUAGAUACAGUGAUAAUGACUGGGCGUUCUAUUCGGGUGAAGACGGUAGUUAUCAUUGGCUUUGACAGGUAUGUAAAAGUCUACCAUAUAUCAACAGGGUGUGUUUGUCAGGCUCUCGCAGGAUUGAGGUGUUUGAUUGGCAUGUAGCUGUGGGGGGCUGGCGAGGGGUCAGGUGGGAUUAGCAGUCUUUGCGUACUUGUGGAAUGACCUGAAGUGAUGAGAAGGUGGUUGUUUAUGGUUUAUGGUUUAUGGUUUAGGGUUUAUGGUUUAGGGUUUAGGGUUUAGGGUAUAUUGUGCUCAUGUACUUCGCACGGGGUGUUCUUAUACUUGUGUAAUGUAGACUGGCUUUGGACAGUAAUCGCAUCAUCGGAUUGCACUUUCGAAGGACUCGCUCUUGCUGUAGACUGUUCUUCCGAUGAAUAAUCGGUGGCUACCAACUGCGUACCAUAGUAGCUACACUGCCCUAACGACGUACUGGGAGAGGAUUGUUGUUUCAAUGAAUAAUUUAGAAAUUA